AUGAAUUGUUGUACACUCCAAUAUUUGGAAAAGUUAUGUCCAGAAACCGCUUUCAAAUUAUAUUACGCAUGUUACAUUUUGCAGAUAAUGCCCAACAAAUUAAAGGCGACUCUUUCCAUAAGUUACGAGGAAUUUUCGAAAAGAUCAAAAAUACAUUUGCUCAGAGAUUUUCUCCAUUCCAGAACUUAGUAAUUGAUGAGAGUUUAAUGCUUUUUAAAGGACGCCUGCUUUUCAAGCAGUUUAUAAGGACAAAACGUCAUCGUUUUGGCAUUAAACUAUUUCUUUUGUGCGACUGUGAGACAGGAUACGUUUUAAAUUUUAUCGUAUAUACAGGCUCCAAAACGGAAAUAGAGCUAUACAAGGAUCUGGGGAUAUCAGGGUCAGUUGUAACAACACUUAUGAAGUCUUAUUUAGAUAAAGGCCACUCUCUAUUCACGGAUAACUGGUAUACCUCUCCAACGCUUUCUACCUAUUUAUUUGAACACAAAACAAAUACAUGUGGUACCGUUAGAACUAACAGAAAACAAAUGCCUGAUUUAUCGGGUAAAUUAGAAAAAGGCGAAACAAAAUCGAUGGUUAGCGAUAAUAUGUUAGCCGUUAGAUGGAAAGAUCGUAGAGACGUUAAUAUGUUGACAACUUUUCAUAAAGAUCAAAUGAUAAAUGUAAAUAAAACAAACAUGAAGACAGGGGAAUCUGUGAAGAAACCGGAAUGUGUCGUCCACUACAACCAAAAUAUGGGAGCAGUAGACAGAACGGAUAUGAUGCUAAGUUCCACAGAAUGCGUUAGAAAAACAUUAAAGUGGUACAAGAAACUAUUCUUUCACAUUCUUGAUCUAUGUGUCCUGAACAGUCAUGCAUUAUUCCUUAUGCAAAAUCCAGGGCAGUUGCCCUUGGCAGAUUUCCAAUUGAGGCUAACUCGACAGCUGCUUGAAAGUUAUAAUGUACCAAAAACCAUACCCAGGACGUUGAAUACAUCAAAACAUCAGCGUCUGACGGGGCGACAUUUUCCGGCUAUGGUACCAAAUAAAAAAGUUCGAAGAUGUAUUGUUUGUUCACAGUCUAAAAUUCGUGACCAAAAAAAGAGGCGAGAUUCAAGAUAUAUGUGCAAUGAAUGCGACGUGGGUCUAUGUGUUUUUCCUUGCUUCGAAGAAUAUGACACAAAAGAAAUGUAUUAA
Molecule: messenger RNA, 1175 nt
Organism: Diabrotica virgifera virgifera (western corn rootworm)
Lineage: Eukaryota; Metazoa; Arthropoda; Insecta; Coleoptera; Chrysomelidae
Product: piggyBac transposable element-derived protein 4-like
Exons: 2
Coding region: 36-1175 (379 amino acids)
Source: RefSeq, a predicted model, not a curated record